AUGCCAAAAGCACUGAAAUCGGCUACAGAGAAAUUCUCUAGAACCCACCAGCCUGCUGCAAAAUCUUCCAAUAGUAAUUCAAGCGGUACCAGCAACCCACUUUUCAACACAGACAGAUUCGGACAGCAUAUUCUUAAGAAUCCUUUGGUAGCUCAGGCCAUCGUUGAUAAAGCUGCGUUGCGUCCGACAGAUAAGGUCUUCGAGAUUGGUCCUGGUACUGGUAACCUCACGGCUAGAAUACUGGAAAAGGCAAAAUCAUGCCAAGUCAUUGAGAUGGACCCUCGAAUGGCUGCUGAACUGAGUAAGAGAUUCCAGGGAAAGCCUGAACAGCGCAGACUAGAGAUUGUCAUUGGUGACUUUGUUAAGGCAGAAUUGCCAUAUUUCGAUGUCUUGAUAUCCAAUUGCCCUUACUCGAUUUCUUCGCAUAUUGUCUUCCGCACUCUUUCCCAUAGGCCAAUUUGCAGAGUUGCAAUACUGAUGUUUCAGAGAGAAUUUGCUUUGCGAUUGUGCGCAAGACCGGGAAGCGACAUGUGGUGCCGUCUCAGCGUUAACGCGCAGCUUUAUUCCAAGAUAGAUCAUAUCAUGAAAGUCAGUAAGGGCAAUUUCAGACCCCCACCUCAGGUAGAAAGCAGCGUUGUAAGGAUAGUCCCGCUGGACCCACCGCCGCCUAUUAAGUUUGAAGAGUUCGAUGGUCUCACCAGAAUCCUUUUCACUCGCAGGAAUAAAACGUGUAGAUCCAAUUUUACUGCUUCUGGAGUGUACGACAUGUUAGAAAGCAAUAGAAAAGCGUGGUUGGCGGAGAAAAAUGAGAUGAUUGACGACUCUGUGAACAUUAAAGAAAGGGUUGAAAAAAUCCUUGUACAAUCAGGCUUUGCAGAAAGUCGCGCUGCAAAAAUGGACGUCGAUGACUUCCUAAAGCUCUUGAGUGCAUUUCACGAUGACAACAUACAUUUUGGAUAG
Wallemia ichthyophaga EXF-994 is the source of this 960-nucleotide messenger RNA. RefSeq names its product Dimethyladenosine transferase. Gene Ontology annotation, biological process: rRNA methylation. The record is from RefSeq and is a predicted model, not a curated record. The transcript is spliced from 8 exons. Gene Ontology annotation, molecular function: rRNA (adenine-N6,N6-)-dimethyltransferase activity. Gene Ontology annotation, cellular component: mitochondrial matrix. The coding region runs from base 1 to 960 and encodes 319 amino acids. NCBI's taxonomy places the organism in Eukaryota, Fungi, Basidiomycota, Wallemiomycetes, Wallemiales, Wallemiaceae.